AUGAAUUUCAAUGCCUGGAAAGAUAUGAGAACAUGUGUUAAUGAGGCCCCCACUAACUCACUCAUUAAUUCAAGCACAAAACAUUUAACUGAUAAUCAGAGUAACAAAGUUUUGAUUACUUCCAAUUUUGUACUAUUGGUUCUUCUUGGUGUUUUUAUUUGCACCACCAAUGCAAGAAAGCUUAUUGGCACAGAGGGUUCUUUCGACGAUGAGAAAAAAUUCUUCUUUGAUCACUGGGAUUUAGGAGGUGGAGGGCUUGGCAGAGGUGGUGGUGGAGGGUUCGGUAGAGGAACGGAAGGAGAUUCUGGUUCGGGAGGAGGAUUGGGUGGUGGGUUUGGAAACGACGCUCAAAGAGGAGGUGGAGGGUUUAGUGGAGGUGGAGGAUCGGAGGGCGGUUCUGGUUCUGGUUCUGGAGGAGGAUUGGGUGGUGGGUUUAGAAGUGGUUCUGAAGGAGGAGGUGGAGGUGAAGGAACAGGAGGUGGUUCAGGUUUUGGAGAAGGAUUUGGUGGUGGGUUCGAAAAUGGUGCUUAA
This is a messenger RNA of Olea europaea var. sylvestris, 531 nucleotides long. Its product is annotated as glycine-rich protein 5-like. The record is from RefSeq and is a predicted model, not a curated record. NCBI's taxonomy places the organism in Eukaryota, Viridiplantae, Streptophyta, Magnoliopsida, Lamiales, Oleaceae. The coding region runs from base 1 to 531 and encodes 176 amino acids. The transcript has 3 exons.